CUGAACGCCCGCGAGACGUGUAUCCUUCCCGUGGGAAUCGGCAGAAUUCUAUGGCAGUCACUUACGUGUCGACUGUGAUCGAGAAUGCCACGUCGAUUGGCACGCGCUCACCUGCCGAAAUAAUUGCGCUCGAUUCUGAGGUAUUGCGUAUCUUCUCGAGAUGAUGCUUCGAGGAUCUUAUACUCGGCGGAUCGGAGGUGUCUUCUUUCAUGCUUCUCUUCUUGGAGUGAUUAUGUUGUUGAUCUGUCAAAAUGUUGCCAAGGCGGACGAAGUACCAGCGUUCUUUCUCAAGAUAGCAAAAAUGAAAACUUUGCCUCGAGUAGGCCGAAGCGGAAGAUUCGAAGAUUUCUUUUACAAAGCCGAAAAACAUAUACCUCGGAUUGGUAGAAAUACUCAGCAGUAUUCUACGUUACAGGACCAUACCCAGCAAGACACUUACUUUGAUUUAAAUAAAAGGCGCAUAGAUUAUCCCCAGAAAGCGGAAGAAUGGUCCUGGCAAAAUUUUCCUCUUGCGAUUGAAGGACCGAAAGAAUUAUGGCGAGCAUUGGCCGGAUAUUCAAGGGAUGGCAGUGAUGAUAUUGAGAACGAAAUAUGGCAGAGGAAGAAAAGAACUGGAACUGGAGCAGUGACCACGCAAGCAAAAUAGCAUGGACAUACAACAAUUCUUCAUCGCUUUGGAAACGCUAAAUGCUAUCGUAAUAUAGUCUUUGCUGGACUAUAUGGUGAUGGGAAAUAAUAAAAAAAAUAAAUAUUUAAAUACAAACUAUGGUUUCGCUUUUAUUCUUCUUUUUUGCAAAAUUUGGAAAAACUUUAAAUAAACAACUAAUGCUUUAAAUUAAGUUAUAAUUUUUUAUUAAUAUUGUACAUUGUAAUAAUAUCUACACAAAAUUUUAAAAUUCUUAGAAAAUAAAUUAGCUGUUUAAAAUGCAGAUUCUUAAAUAUGUUUCAUAUUCAAACAAAUUUAUUGAUUGU
Molecule: messenger RNA, 972 nt
Organism: Cataglyphis hispanica
Lineage: Eukaryota; Metazoa; Arthropoda; Insecta; Hymenoptera; Formicidae
Gene: Eth
Exons: 6
Coding region: 161-646 (161 amino acids)
Source: RefSeq, a predicted model, not a curated record